This is a messenger RNA of Phytophthora infestans T30-4, 543 nucleotides long. RefSeq lists its product as uncharacterized. The record is from RefSeq and is a predicted model, not a curated record. The transcript has 5 exons. NCBI's taxonomy places the organism in Eukaryota, Oomycota, Peronosporomycetes, Peronosporales, Peronosporaceae. The coding region runs from base 1 to 543 and encodes 180 amino acids.
AUGACUGUACCGCAGCCGGUCUACGAAUACAUGGGACCUCCAGAGCUUGCGGAACUUCGCGAGCGAUGCGAGUUGGGGACGGGUGAGAAAUACAAGACCGUAGUCCGCAGUGUACGAAGUGCCGUGACUCCGGAUAUGCUGACGUAUCUUGCAGUGUAUGAGAUUGGCAAGGAGAAGUCACUGAUUAGGGAUGAGGACAUCAUGACCAAAGUGAAGGAGCGGUGUGAUAAGACUAAACGUGACUAUAUCACGAAUCCGUCUGGCUUAUUCUCCCAGCAAUUGAAAGUGGAUCUGGUAAUCACGGAUGUGAUAGAUCGAAUAUACAAGUAUUUUCGGUAUUUCGAAAAAAUUAUAGCCGAUUAUGGUCUCCAUGAGAAUUUGGGUCGAGAGAGCCAAGAUAUUUCCAUGCUAGAGCUGGAGAAAAUUCGCCAUAUUCGGAUCAGCGGCCAGUUGCUGUAUAAGUUGAUCUUGGAACGAGCUGAGAUGCAGCAGCUAUUAUACAGCCGAUUUCGACAGUCUGCCACCACAUACGCAGGGACGUAA